Cydia amplana is the source of this 601-nucleotide messenger RNA. Its product is annotated as general odorant-binding protein 1-like. The coding region runs from base 46 to 537 and encodes 163 amino acids. The record is from RefSeq and is a predicted model, not a curated record. Lineage: Eukaryota; Metazoa; Arthropoda; Insecta; Lepidoptera; Tortricidae. Gene Ontology annotation, molecular function: odorant binding. The transcript has 3 exons.
UUGUGUUUAGCAUUUUUUCGACGAACUUUAUACUGAGACAUAACAAUGGCGAGAUCUGUCCUGCUCUCUCUUGUAUUAUUAGCCAUGGCUGUGAGGAAGAUAGAAUCGUCAUCGGAGACGAUGAAGACCAUAACGUCAGGGUUCCUUAAAGUGCUUGAGGAAUGCAAACAGGAGCUAAACCUCCAAGGGCACGUGAUAAGUGACUUGUACCACUACUGGAAGGAGGACUACUCCCUCCUAAACCGGGAUACUGGCUGUGCCAUCAUCUGCAUGAGUAAGAAGCUGGACCUCAUCGAUUCAAGUGGAAAACUUCACCAUGGAAACACUCAGGAGUUUGCCACUAGGCAUGGCGCUGCAAGCGAUGUAGCCUCAAAGCUAGUUGAAAUCCUCCACGCCUGCGAAAAGACCCACGAGGCGCUAGAAGACGAAUGUAUGAGGGCGCUGGAGAUUGCCAAAUGCUUCCGCACAGACAUACACCAGCUCAACUGGGCUCCCAAGAUGGACGUUAUUAUUACUGAGGUGCUUACUGAAAUGUAGAUUUUUCUAGAAUAAAAAUUAUGCUUUUGUAAAGACCACAUGCGAAAUUAAAGAACUUGAAAGC